Caenorhabditis bovis is the source of this 867-nucleotide messenger RNA. Lineage: Eukaryota; Metazoa; Nematoda; Chromadorea; Rhabditida; Rhabditidae. The record is from the annotation of a GenBank genome assembly.
AUGGCUGAAGACAAAACAAAGAGAAUCGGAAGAUGGUAUUUUGGUGGAGUUGCUGGAGCAAUGGCUGCUUGCUGCACUCAUCCAUUGGAUCUUUUAAAAGUUCAACUGCAAACACAGCAGCAAGGAAAAAUGUCAAUUGGUCAGCUUUCGCUUAAAAUUUACAAGAAUGAUGGAUUUUUCGCAUUCUACAACGGAGUGUCGGCUUCAAUUUUGAGACAAUUGACAUAUUCGACAACACGUUUCGGAAUAUACGAAACUGUGAAGAAGGGUUUGCCACAAGAUCAGCCUUUGCCAUUUUAUCAGAAAGCACUUCUUGCUGGAUUUGCCGGAGCCUGCGGUGGAAUGGUCGGAACUCCAGCGGAUUUGGUCAACGUUCGCAUGCAAAAUGAUUCGAAGCUUCCAAAGGCUGAGAGAAGAAAUUACAAGCAUGCACUUGAUGGACUUAUUAGAAUUACCCGUGAGGAAGGCUUUUUCAAAAUGUUUAAUGGAGCAACAAUGGCCACUUCUCGUGCUAUUUUAAUGACCAUUGGACAACUUUCCUUCUACGAUCAAAUCAAGCAAACCUUGAUUUCAAGCGGAAUCGCUGAAGACAACCUCACGACACAUUUUGCCAGCUCGAUUAGUGCUGCCAGUGCUGCAACGGUUCUCACUCAGCCACUUGAUGUCAUGAAGACUAGAAUGAUGAAUGCCGCUCCUGGAGAGUUCAAAGGAAUAAUGGACUGCUUCUUAUUCACCGCCAAAUUAGGGCCAAUGGGAUUCUUCAAAGGAUUCAUUCCAGCGUGGGCUCGUCUUGCUCCUCACACCGUUCUCACUUUUAUCUUCUUCGAGCAACUUCGAAUGAACUUGGGUUACAAACCACCCCAGUAA